AUGGCGGCGGCGCUGGAGCGGGCGCUGGGCCCGGCGGCCCCGGGGCGAGGCUCGGAGGCGGCGCUGCCGCCGCUGCCGGUGCUGGUGCUGGGCCCGGCGGGCUCGGGCCGCACCUCGCUGCUGCUGCGGGCGGCGCUGGCGGGCGGCGCGGACGGGCCCCGAGCGCUGUUCCUGGCGCCCAGCGCCGUCCCGCGGCUCCCGGGAGGGCCCGGCGGCCCCGGCACCGACCCGAGAGCGCUGCAGCGCCUGGAGCUGCGCUACCCCCGCACGCGGCUGUCGCUGUGUCGCGAGCUGCUGUCGCUGUCGCUGUCGCCGUCGCCGUCCCCGUCGCUGCUGCUGGUGGACGGGCUGGAGCGCUACCUGGCGCUGUCCCCUGCUGUCCCCUGCCGCCACCCGGGGCUGUCCCCGGCUGUCCCCUCUCGCCUGGCCGCGCUGCUGCUGGAGCUGUCGCGUGUCCCCCGCUGUCCCCAGCGUGUCCCCUCGCAGGUGGUGGCCUCGCUGCGCCUGCCCCCGCCCGCCCCGCACGUCCUGGCGACACUGCUCCGCUUCUUCCCCGCGCGGUGUCACCUCAGCCCGGCCCGCGGGGACAGAGGGGACAGCGGGGACAGCGGGGACAGCCGGCGCGGCCACCGCGGGAGCGUGCGGGUGACGCUGCGCUGUCCCGGGAACGCCCCGCGGAGGUGGCGGCUGCGCCUCGGCCACCCCGGGCACGGCGACAGCGACAGCGACAGCGACAGCGACAGCCCUGGGGACAGCGACGGGGACAGCCCUGGGGACAGCGGCGGCGAGGAGGAGUGGAUGUGACACGGCCAUCUCGGGGUGACACAGACCCCCCCCCACUGGUCACACGGACCUCAUGGGUGACACGGCCACCCCUGGAGGUGACACGGACCCGAUGUCACCUCUCCACUGGUGACAUGGACCCCAGAGGUGACACGGACCCGAUGUCACCUCUCCACUGGUGACAUGGACCCCAUAGGUGACACGGCCACCCCUGGAGGUGACACGGACCCGAUGUCACCUCCCUAGUGGUAAAGACUCAAUGUCACUCCCCUCACUGGUGACACGGCCACCCCCGGGGGUGACACAGACCCCAUGUCACCUCCCUGGUGGUAAAGCCUCAAUGUCACUCCCCACCACUGGUGACAAGGACCCUGUGGGUGACACGGCCACCCCAGGGUGACACAGACCCAAUGUCACCCCCCCACUGGUGACACGGCCAUCCAUGGGGGUGACACGGUCCCGAUGUCACCUCCCUGUCUCUGGUGAUAAGGACCUGACGGGUGGCACGGCCUCGGUGUCCCCUCCCCGUCACUGGUGACACCCUGACGUCCCCUCCCUGUCACUGGUGACACAGUCCUGAUGUCACCUCCCCGUCACUGGUGACAAGGACCUGACGGGUGGCACGGCCUCGGUGUCCCCUCCCCGUCACUGGUGGCACUCUGAUGUCCCCUCUCUGUCACUGGUGACCUGGUCCCGGUGGGUGACAUGGCCUCAAUGUCCCCUCCCUGUCCCCUCCCUGUCCCUGUCCCCUCCCUGUCCCUGUCCCUGUCCCCUCCCUGUCCCCUCCCUGUCCCCAUCCCUGUCCCUGUC
Haemorhous mexicanus (house finch) is the source of this 1593-nucleotide messenger RNA. RefSeq names its product SWIM-type zinc finger 7 associated protein 1 (gene SWSAP1). Gene Ontology annotation, molecular function: single-stranded DNA binding. Lineage: Eukaryota; Metazoa; Chordata; Aves; Passeriformes; Fringillidae. Bases 1 to 804 code for a protein of 267 amino acids. The record is from RefSeq and is a predicted model, not a curated record. Gene Ontology annotation, biological process: double-strand break repair via homologous recombination. The transcript is spliced from 2 exons. Gene Ontology annotation, cellular component: Shu complex.